Oncorhynchus mykiss (rainbow trout) is the source of this 7512-nucleotide messenger RNA. RefSeq names its product la-related protein 4. Gene Ontology annotation, molecular function: mRNA 3'-UTR binding. Gene Ontology annotation, biological process: positive regulation of translation. Gene Ontology annotation, cellular component: cytoplasmic stress granule; cytosol. NCBI's taxonomy places the organism in Eukaryota, Metazoa, Chordata, Actinopteri, Salmoniformes, Salmonidae. The record is from RefSeq and is a predicted model, not a curated record.
AACACAGCCACAUAUGAUAGUCUGUUUACAAACUUCAAUUAUCUGGAAGAAGUUUCUUGUUUUUUCCCUCGCCAAAUUGACUGCUAUUUUGAAACAUCCAUAUAUAUUUAAAAAAAACAUUCCAUAUAUUUGUUUUUCUGCUCGCGCUGUCGUUAUGCGGAAAGAGUGCUGCUCUCGUUGCUAUGCGGCGCCGAGACUGUAGCACUGUUACCAGGGAGGGAGGCAGUAACAGGGGUGUAUUCAUUCGUCCAAUUUCGUUGAAAAACGGUUGGUUUCUCAAGUAAACGGUAACAACCCUAAAGGAAGCAAACGGAACUAAACGUGGAGGGACCUACCUGGAAUUGUUGAAAUAUUAACUCUUGUUUUCGAAGCACAACGUUUUGUAACAGAAUCCGACUAAUGAAUACACUCCUGGUCGCGUUGUAUGACGGGAGUGUGGCGCCUAGCAUAGGCUUCGUCGUGCGGCUAUGUCAACGAUUUGAUUUGUAAUCGAAAAUUAAGAUACUACACGACUGGCUAUCCUAUUUCCUUUUUAAUGUGACAAUUGCUCAAUUGAUUGCACUUAGUUAUACAUCAAACCAAGUUGAAUAGCGUGGGAUUGUUUUUACGUGGUAAGGUGAAGUCGGAGUGGGGGGGACGGGGCAGAGUGGCUAGUCGGGGCGGCGGAUGAGUUCGGAGCAUUGCCCGUCGUCGCCGCAGCAGAAGGAAAGGGUCAAGCCAGCAUUGGACAAACGUGAACAAGGGGAGAUAACAUCGAAAACCGUGAAGGAUCAAGGCGGCAUGGUCACCACAAAGGGAGCAGGGCUAAACCCCAAUGCCAAAGUCUGGCAGGAGAUCCCUGUGCCCCAGAGCCAAGUCCCAGAGGAUGCCACGGAGGGCACCCACUGGCUAGAGACUACCCCCACUUCUGCUGAUGUCACUGAGGGUUAUUCAGAGGUUCCCCCAACUGAGGAUAAGGGGUACGGCACGGAGUACUCAGACCCCUCGGACAGUAGUGCCCGUUUACCCACAGAGGGUGUACUGAACGGCAUGGAUCCCCCUGAGCUGGGGUACCCCCUCUAUGACUCUGUGACUGAGUCAGCAGUGGAGGAACAGCAGCCACUCUCUGAAGAGAGCCUGAGAGAGUCUCUGAAGAAACAGCUGGAGUUUUGCUUCUCAAGAGAGAAUCUGUCCAAGGAUCUGUACCUGAUGUCCCAGAUGGAUAGUGAUCACUUUGUCCCCAUCUGGACCAUCGCCAGCAUUGAGGGCAUCAAGGUCCUCACUACCGACAUGGACCUCAUCCUGGAGGUACUACGAGCCUCGCCCAUGGUGCAAGUUGACGAGAUGGGGGAAAAGGUUCGGCCCAAUCACAAGCGCUGCAUCAUCAUUCUGAGGGAGGUGCCAGAGACCACACCUGUAGAGGAAGUGGAGGCCCUCUUUAAGAAUGAAAACUGUCCCAAGGUGAUGAGUGUUGAAUUUGCGGCCAACAACAACUGGUACAUCACAUUCCAGUCGGACACUGAUGCACAGCAGGCCCACAGAUAUCUAAGGGAAGAAGUGAAAACGUUUCAGGGAAAACCCAUCAUGGCUCGUAUCAAGGCCAUCAACACAUUCUUUGCGAAGAAUGGCUACCGUAGUGUACCGAACUCCAGUGUGUACAGCCAGCAGGGCCAGUCCCAGUAUAACUCAACACACCUCUACAUGCAGCAGGUGUUCAGCCCCCAGCAGCAGUACCCACUCUACCCCCUGGUGCCACCCACCUGGAACCCAUCGCCUGCCCCUUACUUCCAGACCCCGCUGGCCCCGUUCCCCAACAAUGGCUUUGUGAACGGCUUCAGCACCCCUGGGAACUACAAGACUGGCACCAGUCCCUUGGGCCUCGGACGACCGCCCUUCAACAGAAACCGUGUCCCCCUCUAUUCUAGAAAGAAUGUAAUCAAUGCCUUCAGGAACCACGCGAAGAGCCAGCCCCGGCCAUGUGACGAGACCCCUCCUCCCUCUGUUACCCCCGUAUCCCCCCUGGUGGAUUGCCUGUCGGGCCCCUCCAGCGCUCUUCCUCCCCGGGCGGCAGGGGCUCCCCUGGGUAGCACCCCCGAGCCUGGCCCUGUGCCCCCCAACCUCAGGGACACCCUGCCACUGGCUGCAGAGGGGAUGCCCAAUGGAGACCUGGGCAUUGCUGGCAGGGGCAGGAGAGGCAGCUACAGAGGGAUGCGGAGGAAGAGAGAGGACGAGAGGAUCACGAGGCCCAUCCCUCUGAGCGAGAUAAAGGUUCCACAGCCCAAGUUUGACCUGGCGACCUCCAACUUCCCUCCUUUGCCUGGGUGUGUGGUCAGCAUGCAGGGAGAGCCCGUGCUAGAGACUCGCAUGUCUGAUGUGGUUCGAGGCCUCAAGGUGACCAGCGACAAGCCUGAUGUGAAUAAGGAGUCUGUGGCCCCUCCUGCUAGUGCCCAAAAGGAGGCUGUGAGUGCGCCCAGUCAGGUCGUGCCGGCCCACAAACCCCCCACCCCUCUGGUUGUGGAGCCCCCUGUUCCAAGUGUUGCUCAUCUGGUGAAGAAAGUGGAGAAGCCUGAGCCUCAUGUCCAAAAAGAGAUGGCUCCACCCCCCACACCACCCUCUUCUCUGCCAACCCACUCACAGCCCGCCGCUGCAACCAAACCUACGCCCACCCACAGUCAGUCCAUCUCCACGGCAACACCAUUUCCCGCCACUACCACACCUGCACCGGAGUCAAGGAAACUGAGCUAUGCUGAGAUGUGCAAGCGGCCAGCCACCCAGCCCCCAGCGCCAAGCACCUCCCCAAACCCUCCCACCUCCCCAGCCAGCCAACCCCUGCGUGAACUGCGGGUCAACAAGGCCGACGAGCCCGCCACCUCCUCCAGCAGCGAUGGGGAUAGGCCUGAGAAACCCGAGCGGCCUGGAGAAGGCCAGCCCCGCCUUGAUCCCCUUGGCUCAUACUGUGGGGUUAAUGGCCCUGCCCGAUCCGGAGGGAUGGGCCUAAAGUACUGGGAUCAGCAGAGAGGUGCGUCCAUGAGCCGCCGCAUCUCCCCCCAGGGCUGGGCCAGACGGAGCGGGAAGGAACAGAACAUUCCCCCCCGGUCACCAAAGUAGUUUAAACAACAACCAACAGACUAACAGAAAAACAAACACAAAUCUAUAUACGUGUGUGUGUAUAUAUAUGUAAAGAGAUAAAUAUAUAUAUAUAUAUAUAUGUGUAUAUAUAUGUAUGUUAUUGGAUGAAAGAACACAUUCGUGGUCUUCAUCUUAAAGACCCCCCUGAAGCUCGGUCGGACAUCCGCUGACCUUUGUUUAGGAAAGACUGCAAGCGGUAAUCAUUUUAAGAGGGGGCCGACACGAGUGUUACAAAUCAUAAACUGAAGGACUUGUUUGAAAGAAUAGCGAGAGAUGCUUACAUGCUGCCUCACCUUGGUUAGCUUGAAGGCUGGGCCCUCCACUGCUAAAUCUAUGUUCAUUUGAUUUCUGUCAGUGGGGGAUGGGGGACAAAUGUACAGUAAUGCCUUGUACCACCAGAAUACUGGUAGUUGCAAAGGGGAAAAAAGGAAAAGAAAAGAGCUGUUAGCAAAUCUAGUCAUUAUGCGACACAGCAAAAGAUGUGGACAUCCACCAAUAUGACAUCGUUAUGAGUUGAUACAUAUGAUGCAAUUUGUUGUUGGAGGGGUUGGCAAGUGAUUAUUUUGGCAAAGGGCUAAGGAUAGUUCAUAAAAUGUGUUUUUAUGUAGGUUGGAAGCGAGAGGGCCACAUGGUUUUAGAGAAGUGCCUGUUUUGAACUGUUCUGAGAGAGAGUGAUUUGGGAAGCCUGUCAAGCUGCAUUUUCUUUUAGGUGAAGAAACAGUCUUGGAUGCCUGUCAGCCAAGAGUCUGGAAUUAUUUUGUGUUCAGAAUCAAUGGGAAAAUAUUAAUUUAUUAGAAUCAAUGAUUUUAUUUUCACGGUUGAUGGACACUUUUGGUAUACCCUUGCUUGAGUAGGACAUUAAAACCUUUACGAUAAUGGUGCUUGGAUACCGUGCAAAUGUGGGGAAAAGUUUGGAUAGUCAGGCUGUCGGUCACUGAAUUAUAUUUUCCACUCCAUGUCCUAUUACUUUGAAACAUAUGGUUAAAUGUUUGAGUUGUUGGUCCCAACUGUCUGCCAAUCCUGUUUAGUUAAAAUAUGCUUUGGUUGGUUAAUGACGAUUGCGCCAACCAUUAGUGCAUAAUCUCUCCAUCCAGGUUCAAGUUCAGUAGGCGCAAGGUACUCUCAGAAGUUUUCCUAUAUGAACUGCUUGCUUUUGUUUUUUUAAGUGGUUUAAGUUUUUUUUAAAAUGUUUUUUAAGUGGUUUGCUACAGUGUGUUAUGAACAUGACCCACCAAUCCAUUGGUUGGGAUUUGAGUAGAUCAGGAAGUGUUGUCAUGGGUAACAGCUCAUGAGAAAGGGAGGAGUCUUCCCUUAGUGAAGGUAUUUGGUAGUUGAGGCAGUCAGCACUCGCAUUGUAGACACCUGACACGUUCACAGUUAUCAUGAAUUUGACCAUUUUAUACGUAGCCUUUUUAAAGGGGCAGUCUGCAGUUGCUACAUUCAUUAUUGGACCUAUUAUUAAUUUAUGUACCAAUUUGAUUCUUCAAGUAUCGAAGCUUUGUUCCACUGUCAUACCCCAUCAGAACCCAAAAUAUAAGCCUGUUUUACUCCAAUGUUUGUAAACAAAGUAAAUGCAGACUAAAUCUAUAUAGCCUCAAAACAUGGUUACAACUGUCAUUUUUAUGCAUCCAUAGCUCAGUCUAUGAAUUUGAGCUGUUACAUUUCUCCAACCCCAUCCCUCAGCUUUUUACUGUAACAGGGUAGGGAGAACGCUUUGUUUCAACUGCUGAUUGUCAUUUUAAGAAGAGUAGUUUUAAUUAUUUGUGUCUUUCAUAAAAGUUUAACCUGUUGUAUUAAUAUGUCUAAUUAAUUGUACCUAUGUGGUCAAAUGCAGGAUACCGGCGUUAACAUAUACCUUCCUAUUUAUGUCUUGAUGGAACAGGUGGUCUUUAUCAUCAAAUAGAAACCUUUCCACCCCAGAUAUCUGGCCAUUUCAACAUGCCAUCAUAUCUGUGCAACAUGUUCCAGAGUAGUCUGCCAUGCAUUUUGGUAGCUCUUGUAUCAUGUAGAAUAGGUUAGAUGGUAUUUUAGAGAAUAGUAAUGGGAUCCCAAGCAUGAAACUAGUCUUUGGUACUAUGUAUUCGAGCUUGCUCAUUUUAAAAUGGCCUGAAUUCUGAAGUCAAGUAAACGUACUCAGUUCUCAUUCUCUUAUUUGUUGGCAUCAGGAAUUAAUCUAUAAAGGAGCUUACUGGUUUAGAGCAGCGAUCACUGGAAUUUUACAUUUUUAAUGCAAAUAAACUUUAUUUUUUAAAACUUUUUUAAAAUAAAUUUGUCAGUAAAGUUCUUCCCCAGCAAGAGUCCGGUUAGUGUUCUGACUUCUCAAUUUGAGUUGAUAACAUGCAGUACCGAACCUGUCCCAGUAUGAGAUUAGGGGUGGCCAGUGGAGACUUCCAGGUGUGGUGAUAACAUGCAGUACCGAACCUGUCCCAGUAUGAGAUUAGGGGUGGCCAGUGGAGACUUCCAGGUGUGGUGUUGGUAGGUGUUUAGUGCUUAUCGUGUACAGAGGGCUGUUUUCUUGUCCGUGAAAUGCUGUCGAACUCUGAUCAUGUCCGUUUUGGGGUUAUCCUUUUUCAAUGUUGCCGUUGAUUCAUUGAGCAGAGAUUCUGAAGGGUGAUAAUGAUGAGUCACGUUAUUUUGGGAUGGGGUUGAGGGCAGAGCGACUGUCGGAUAUUAGAGUUUUGGUGUCUGGCUAACUCAUAGGAUUAUGAUUUAGCUGCUUUUUUCCCUUGUACAUUUCACUUUUGGAUUUUCUCUUUACUGUCUUAGUUUUCUUUUGAUUGAAGAUUUUAAUGCAUAUCUCACGAUUGUUUUAAAUUCCGUACACAUCCAUUGUUUGAAAAAUGGAAGUUUGCGUAAUAUUAGGAGAGUUGACUUGACAUGGGGAGCAUCAACCUUCAGAUCUGUUCCUUUUCUAUGCGCUUGCAAACUCAUAAUUCAGCCUUUGUGUAUUAAUGGAUUGAACACUAUCCAGACCAUAAAUGUAUAGAGAUAAUUAUGUGAAAAUAACUUUUUUUGCAUGGACAUUGUCAUUUUAAAGUAGUCAACUGGGUGGGGAUUCCUAUGGAUUGGGAGCAAUCAACCAAUUAUCAGAGCAUUGACCGCCAACUAGCGGCUACAAUAAAUGAAUUACUCAAGAUUUGUUUCUAGACUUCAACACUGUAGCUGGUGGUAAAAUGCCAAUUUUAGCUUUACACUUUUUUCCAAUAUCAGAAGAAAAUUGACUACUUUAAAUGGAGAUGGCCUCAUUGGCACAGAUACAACAUUGUGAUCUCUAUGAUCCAGACCAAAGUCAAGCAGGCAAAAAGACAACCUUGGGAACUCGCUCCAACACAACUGUUUCUGGGUGGGAUGUGGAGAACUCGUAACCCUCCUACUGUUGGACGGAAAAGCUGUCAGUUAAUUGAUAAUGCUCCCUGUCUCUUGAUUGGCCAGUUAUGCUUGAUUAAUGUAGUCCUAUUUGAGCGAAGGCCACUUGUGUAGGUGGUCUGAAUGUUCUUGUACAGAUUUUGCACCUAGAAGGCUAAUCUUUGGUCAGGUUUUUUUUUUUUUAUCCCUCUAUUAGUAAGCACAUUUUAGAUUUGAGUAAAUCUUUUGAAAGAGUUCCUCAGUUUGACUUUAGUUUUUUUAUGUACUCUGAUGUACCCUUUUUCUUUCAAUGCAUUUAAUUUUUUUUGUCUUUUUCCCAAAAUGUGUGUGUGUGUGUGUGUGUGUGUGUGUGUGUAGUAUUUCCAAAACUGUUAUCUGAUUUGCUACUUGGGUAAAGUGAAAAUUCGGUGCACUGCCUGGGUGCUAGCAGUGCAGUAACAUGUUAUCUAUCUAACCACUGGGCCUAUGUUGUUGUUUUAUAUUUUUACAUCUAUUAAUGGCUAAGUUAAGAGCAGCUAGUGGUGUUGUCGAAUGAAAUGCACUAACUUUUGUUUGAAAAUAAUCUCUGAAUCCUGUAAGGUGUAAAAUCAUUUUAGAUGUCUACAUUGAAGAAAAGGUGUUUAGCAGGUUUGCUGAAAUUAUUACAGGAAUAGGGUUUUAUUUUUCUUUAACUGUUUUGAUUAGUUUUUGUAGCACUUCCCUGCUGGGACAAAGGCGUUGGAGGGGGUGCAGCUGGGACAUGGUAACAUACGAGGGUGGGAUGUGAGACACUGAAUUACUGAUUUAAUAGAUGUCUGAACAAAAACUUAAAAGAAUAAUAAAGUACAAAUAUUUCUUGUUUUUGCCUUAGAUGCUGAUUCUGGGUCCUGUGCUUGCAAUGAUUUUGCCGUCUGUGUAUUUCUAAAUGUUUUGUGUGCGGUGCUCUGUGGUCUUGUCCCCGACAUCUGUGUUAAGUGUGUGUGUGUGUGUGUCCACCAGUUAUACUUUUAACAGUCUCCUUUCUUCAUGUCCAAAUAAAAGUUUCAGGCCAAACCAAAA